AUGUGGUUGUUCUUUUACCACACAGGACUUAUCACUGACCUAGGAUACUACACUCGCCCACUCUGGGACUCCAAUCCACAGUCAUUUAACCUGAUACCUCACUACUACGCCGAAGACGUGCCUAUGAAAGAUCUCUGUAAGCUUCAUGGAUGGACCUUAAAAAAGAAAGAAGACCGCCCACGAGUCUUUGACGCCAUCAUUUUCAGUGUCGAGCUAGACUUACUAGAGAUCCGUAUCCACGAACUCUGGGACACCGUUGAUAUUUUUAUCAUCCUGGAAUCCAAUGCAACAUUCACAGGUUCUCCAAAAGAACUUGUCUUUAAGGAUAACAAGGAACGAUUUGCAUUCGGGUCCUCGAAAAUCCGCCACUAUGUCAUCGACCAAUUUGCGUUGCCACCCGGAGAAGGUCCCUUUUGGAAUGAGAAUGAGAUGCGGAGAGAGAUGAACAAUGUUUUUAUAAAAGAGGAUGUCCAAAAGGGUGAUUUGAUUCUGAUGUCAGAUGUCGAUGAGAUCGUGCGUUCGAAAUCUCUUGAAAUCCUAAAGAGCUGUGCUGGAGUGCCUGAAUUACUGCAUCUCCAGUUACGAAACUACCUUUAUUCAUUCGAGUUUCUUUUUGAUGAUCAAUCGUGGCGUGCUCAUGUCGAGACAUUUAUACCCGGCCAGACUAUAUACCGCCAUGGACAAGUUACUCAAGAUUGCCUUGUAGAUGCAGGCUGGCACUGCUCAUUCUGUUUUAGAACGAUAAAGGAAUUCCAGUUCAAGAUGCAGAGUUAUUCGCAUGCUGAUCGUGUCAGGAACCCUGGAUUAUUGGAAGCUGACCGGAUCCAGAAAGUGAUCUGUGAUGGUGGCGAAAUCUUUGACAUGCCACCCGAAGCCUACAACUACAGAGAAUUGAUUUCGAAAAUUGGAAAUAUACCCAAAGAUCUUUCUGCUGUUGGCUUACCGAGCUUCCUUUUAAAGAAUGCCCAGAAAUUCAAGUUUCUCAUGCCAGGAGGGUGUAUUCGCGAUGAUGUAGAUACAUAUUGA
Molecule: messenger RNA, 1026 nt
Organism: Phycomyces blakesleeanus NRRL 1555(-)
Lineage: Eukaryota; Fungi; Mucoromycota; Mucoromycetes; Mucorales; Phycomycetaceae
Product: glycosyltransferase family 17 protein
Exons: 2
Coding region: 1-1026 (341 amino acids)
Biological process (GO): protein N-linked glycosylation; N-acetylglucosamine metabolic process
Cellular component (GO): membrane
Molecular function (GO): beta-1,4-mannosylglycoprotein 4-beta-N-acetylglucosaminyltransferase activity
Source: RefSeq, a predicted model, not a curated record